AUGGCAUCGUACGGUCAUCAUAUGCCCGCUGCGGCUCCGCGAGCCGCCCAUCCUGCCACCUAUGGCGCCCCAAUGCCUGUCCCUGUGCCCACGGCGCCUGCUGGCACCUUCGCACCCGGCACGAAGAUCCAAGUUGGCGGUCACAGAGUGGUGAUCCAGAAAUAUUUGUCCGAGGGAGGUUUCGCUCACGUCUAUCUGGUUAAGCUCCCGAAGCCUGUCGACGGUACGGACAUGGCUGUUUUGAAGAGAGUGGCUGUCCCCGAUAAGGAGUCCCUGAGAAGCAUGCGAGUCGAGGUCGAGACCAUGAAGCGGCUCAAGGGCCAUCGCCCUAUCGUCACAUACAUCGAUUCUCAUGCGUCUGAAAUGCGAAAUGGAGGCUACGAAGUGUUCUUGCUCAUGGAACACUGCAACGGAGGUGGCCUGAUCGACUUCAUGAACACGCGUCUCCAGCACCGCCUGACCGAACCCGAGAUCCUCCACAUCUUUACAGACAUAGCCGAGGGCGUCGCCUGUAUGCACUACCUCAAGCCGCCACUACUUCACCGCGACCUGAAAGUCGAGAAUGUCUUGAUCCUCAGCCAUGGUUCCCAGAAGCGUUUCAAGCUUUGCGAUUUUGGAUCCGCUGCGACGCCCAAACCCGCGCCCCAGACCGUCGUUGAGUGCAGGCUUCUUGACGAGGACGUGCAAAAGCACACCACCAUGCAGUAUCGAAGUCCAGAGAUGAUAGAUGUCUACCGAAAGCUUCCCAUCGACGAGAAGUCUGAUAUUUGGGCUUUGGGCGUUUUGCUGUACAAAUUGUGCUACUACACGACGCCCUUCGAGGACCAGGGGCAAUUGGCCAUCCUCAACGCAAGCUUCAAAUACCCCAGUUAUCCCGUCUUCUCAGACCGCCUGAAGAAACUCAUUGGAUCCAUGCUGCGUGAGAGCCCACAGGCCCGACCAAACAUCUACCAGGUCCUCCGUGAAGGGUGUGCUAUGCAAGGGCGUGAUGUACCCAUUCAAGAUAUAUAUGCUGGGGGACAACGCUCCGAGCCGUCGAGUCGAUCUUCAGCGAUGGACAGGCCACAACCUAAGCCAGUUGUUGGCGCUGUUUUCUCCCCUCCUCCACAGCAGGAGAAUGCCAUUCCCGACAUAGUUCCUAUGAGGAGAGGAAGGUUGCCAGCCGCGAGUCAACAACCGCAACCUCAGCAAGCCGCCAAACCCGGCCCAUCUCCCAUGCGAGUGACUGACGGAGAUCCGUUUGCCGCUUUGGAUGCACCAGCUGCUGCUGCUGCUGCUGGCUCUCCGGCGGCGGCUGCGGCGGGAGACGUUGACGAAUUCGCGUCUCGCUUCCCGCCUUUGGAUCAGUUUUCCAUCCUUCACGAGAAAGGCUCUAAAUUCAACUUUGACUCGCAUACUCCUCCCCCUACGCAGCAACAGAGAGUCCCGGUUUCGCAACCGAUUCAGAAGCCUAAGCAUCAGGCAUAUCCGGCAGUACAGUCUCCACCGAAGAACCCGGAGCCGGCACGGCCGAGGACUGUCACUCCGGCCGUCACUGCUUCUCAUACGCCGCCGACAGUUAAAUGUCCUCCUCAGGCUGCCGUGGGACUUACGAAGACGGCAUCUGCCCCUCCAAAGCCAGCCGAGAUGAGCAGAGCACAUGCUAUCAUCAAUAAGAAUCCCGAAUUGCAGGCCAUCUCGUCUCAAACACAGGCCCAGUACCAUCCUCAGCCUCAGCCAUCUAAAUAUGUAUCCACCGGCACAAUGACAACCUCUCCCCCAGGAGAGCAACAACCUACCCAGCCGGUCCCGGUGUGGCGGGUUCCCACAUCGGUCCACCACCGGUCGUCUAGCCUUCCUCGUCAAGAAGACCAGAAUGCGUCAUCUAGGCCAGGCGUAGAAGAAGGAUCACUGCCUCGGAACCCUUCGUACCAGCUGCGCCCGACCCAUGUCCGGCAUCCGUCGUCGUCGCGACCGUCAUUGGAAGGCGGACGGCCAAGCCUGGAUCUUCUUGAUUCAAGCAGUCAGUCAAGAAGAUCCAUUGAUGGCCGUCCCAGGCCUGCCAGCACCUAUCUCGAGUCAAACCUCGACUUUUUGCGCGAAAAAGAAAACUCUUCAAAAUCCGUUCCUCCCCCUAGUCUCAUGUCUCCGAAGUUUCCUGACAGAGUACCAUCGCCUGCAAUGGCGGAACCAGAAGAGGAAGCUCACAUCGAAUCCAAUGUUGAAUUUCUGCGUAGUAUAGAAGAAUCAGACUCGAAGAAAAGGGACUGGCAUUCGAAACACGGCAAACGCGGGAGUCUCAGUUCACUGUCCGGGACAAAGAACAUAUUCGCUGGAAAGUUUGGCGAUGCAUUCAAAAGGUUUGAAGGAAACCAAGCACCACCGCCUGCUCGAACUCCGUCACCGCUCAAGCAGCUGGAGCGUGGCGUGCUGACCCCCAUCGAGGGGUCGGAGGCCACCGAUGGCCGGACCGACGAUGGCAAAGGGCACGAGGAGAUCGAAGACACGCCCGCGAUGAGACGGGAGAUUGAACGCCUGCGUCUCGAGGAGGAGGAGCGACGGGUCGAGGCUGCGGCCGCGGAGUACCGCCAACGUUUUUCCAACCAGCCAGGCAGCACUGCACCUCUGCCCAAGAGUAUUGGCGGAGUGUCCCGCGCUGUCAGCAUCCAGAACAGGGUGCAAAACCUGUUGAGUGAGGGCCAGAAGUCCUCGGUUCAGGUUCCGCGCACUGCUCAAGGUUACGGCGUGUACACAGACUCUGCCGCGGGCCGUCUGGACAAGCAGCUUCCAGAUAUUCCGAGGAAGCCGGUGGGCAACGCUAAGCCUCGGCCUAUGACGCCGUCUAAUUCACAAGAUGUCGUGGUCAACAAGGUGCGGCCGGCCACAAGCGAGCCUCUGCCAGCAGCGGGACGGUCCACGCCCGGCCCGCGACCGGUGGCACCCCGAAAGCCAAUGCACCUCAACAGCCUGCCGACCGGCGGGCGACCAGGCUCGCCGCCGAAGCAGCACCAGGCUCCGCCUUCCACGUCUUCGGAGCACCUUGUCGGCGUGGGACUCCCCGGGCGACCGGUGCUGGAGAUGUCGGCCAAGGAGAAGGACGACUACGUCCAGGACUUUUCGAAACGAUUCCCUAGUCUGGGCUCGAUCGAGAUGGUCGAACGAGAUCUCGCAGCGGAAGCGGGCGAACCGCGCACGAGUAGAUAG
Colletotrichum graminicola M1.001 is the source of this 3183-nucleotide messenger RNA. RefSeq lists its product as uncharacterized. Gene Ontology annotation, molecular function: protein serine/threonine kinase activity; ATP binding. The transcript has 3 exons. Gene Ontology annotation, cellular component: cytoplasm. Gene Ontology annotation, biological process: actin filament organization; peptidyl-threonine phosphorylation; protein autophosphorylation. The coding region runs from base 1 to 3183 and encodes 1060 amino acids. The record is from RefSeq and is a predicted model, not a curated record. NCBI's taxonomy places the organism in Eukaryota, Fungi, Ascomycota, Sordariomycetes, Glomerellales, Glomerellaceae.